AUGGAAACGGAGCCGGCCCACCCCACCCGCCCGGCUGAGCAUCUCCUGGUGGUGGAGGGCACCAACAACAGCGGCGACGGCGCCGAUGCCCAACGUACGCCCAAGGAAGGGCCGCUUCAACAGGGCACCGGCAAAGGCAAGAAGAAGGAAGAAGGCGAUGCUGCGGUAGUGGCAGCACCCGAAGAAGAGGGUGUGCAGAUGGAGGAGGAGGACAAGAAGCAGAGGAAGAGGAAGAGGAGGGAGGAGAAAGAGGGAAGGAGGGAGUGGAGGCGGGCGCUGCGGGAGAAGGAGGAGGAGUACUGGGACGCCCUGUACGAUCGGGGCCGCCGCAUGGUGUUCGGCAUGGGCCUGCCCCACGACCCACGGCGCGGCAUUCAGCUCCUCCGACGUGCUGCGCGUGAGGCUCGACAUGCGCCGGCGCGGUGGGAGCUGCAGUGCCUGAUGGCAGUUCAGCCCUUCGGCGACACUGCCAGCAAACCCGUCGGCCUCACCGACGACUCGGAAGCCGAGGCACCGAGCGAAGGCGACGAAGACGGCGACGAAGUGGAGGCAGAAGAAGAAGGCGACGACAAACGCCACACUGGCAGCAGCACCAAUAAGAAGACGAAGAAGAAGGAACGAGGAAUGAAGGAGCGUGAAGAAGAGGAACUCGAGGAAGAAGAUCUCAAGUCGAAGAGGAAGAAGAAGGGCAAAGACAAGAAGAAGAAGAAGACGAAGAAGACGAAGAAGACGAAGAAGACGAACAACGGGGAAGCAACAGAGAUCAAGAAGGAGAAGAAGAGAAAGAAGCACUCGAGCGCGGGCAGCAGCCGCGGGAGUCUUCAGCGCGAGUGUGCCGAGGUCAUCAACAUCGGCAGCACGGCCGCUGAGAGUGCUGCUGAUGACGACGACGACGACUGGGAGCAUAACAGCGCGGAGGACGAGGACGGCGUCGAGCUCGACGAGAUUACCGAGGCCGAGUUCCGGGAGGUCAUCGCGGCGAUCCAGCGGGUGCGCCUGACCACCCUCCAGCGACUGGGCCAGGCCCGCUCGGCCACGCAGGCCCUCAAUGAGGCAGCCGCGGCGCGGCUGAGCGGCUUCGGCGACGUGGGCGACGCGACCACGGGGCGGCACACCUACGCGAUGGACUGGGACAAGGCCGUCAAGGCCUAUCGGCGCCACGUGAGCCUAGUGGUCGUCGACAUCGACGGCGAGGCGCCCGCGCAGGGACCGACCACCACCACUGCAAGCACCAGCGAGACGAAGAGAACGAAGAGGAGAGACAAAGCCACCACGCCGGCGUGGCGAGGGUCGAGGAGGAUCAACCCUCGGUGGGAGAAGAUCGCGUCGUACAACCUGGGCCUGUGCUACUUCAACGGCGAAGGCAUCGCGCAGAACAUCACUGUCGCCGCGCAGCUCUUCCAACGCGCGGCCGAUCUGGGAUACAUCAACGGCAUCAACUCCUUAGGCCUGUGCUAUUACCGAGGCCAAGGAGUGGAGCUCAACAUCGACAAGGCGCUGAGCCUGUUCAAGCUCGCCGCUGACCGCGGCUACGUGAUUGCGCAGUACAACCUGGCCAACUGUCUGGGCACCGGGGCCAACGGGAUCUACGAAAAGAACCUGACCACCUCGGCCUGCCUUUAUCUUCGCUCCUCCUCCCAGGGUGAUGUGGCCGCGUUCGCGCAUCUCCUGGCCAUCACCAGGAACCCGCAGUACUUCGGGAAGAAGGAGGUCGAAUACGUCUGCUGGGAGGAGGGCCUGUUCGGGCGGCAUUCGUGGGAGCGAAACGAAGGCCGGCGAGAGGCGAGCGAACCCCAGGCGGAGGAGCGACAGACGCAGAAGAUAACGAAAAUGAAAACGAAGACGAAGACGAAGACGAAGAAGACGAAGAAACAGACGAAGAAGCAAAAGAUGCAACUCCAGUCGUCGCUCGAGAGAACGGAGGCCAGAAGGAGCGACGACGGGCGAUUAGAGAUGAAGGGCGGUGUGGACAGCUCGGAAGCGGAGGUCGUUCGAGCGAACGCGGCGCACACGUCAAAAGCGAAGAAAAAGAAGAGCAAAAAGAAGAGGCCAGCGAAAGAGGAGAAGAAGCGAGACAGCCGAAGCAGGGCGAGAGCCAAGGCCAGGCGCAGGCUCGAGGCGGCGGAGAAGGCGGCGGAGGACCGACGCGGCUGCCUGCCCCAGGAGAUCGUCGCGCGGAUGUACGAACGACGCAACACCUGCGUGCGACCCGAGUGCGAGCAGCAGUUCUGGGGCAAGGGCAGGGUCAUGUGGAAGUUUCCGCUCUUCCUUCCCUCACCGUCAUCGUCGUCAUUAUCGUCCUCUUCUCCGUCAUCUUCGUCUUCGUUUCCGGCUACAUCGACAUCGACAUCGACCAUGGCGCCCACGCCGUCGUCAGCAGCGCUCGCGUCGGCCCCGCUGCUGUCGCUGCUCUCGCCGGCGGCAACGGCGCCCGGCUUCGGCUCGGUGGAGGAGAUGGCCACGCGCUACCUGGUCUACUUUGAAGAGGAGGAAAGAAUAGAGGCCACCACUGCCGACACCGAAGGCGACGGCGACAGCGGUGACGCCAACCGCCAGUCAGACCCCAAUGGCGUCACAGGAGACAACGACAACGACAGCACCACCAGUCCAGCACCACCACUGCCGUCAUCAUCACCACCCGAGGGGAAGGUCAUGUGGCGGAAGCUGCUCCUGCCCUUCUGCAGCGUCCACUGCAGUCAGCUCACCACGACCAGUACAUGA
Messenger RNA from Acanthamoeba castellanii str. Neff, 2721 nucleotides. RefSeq names its product Sel1 repeatcontaining protein. The transcript has 6 exons. The coding region runs from base 1 to 2721 and encodes 906 amino acids. Lineage: Eukaryota; Discosea; Longamoebia; Acanthamoebidae. The record is from RefSeq and is a predicted model, not a curated record. Gene Ontology annotation, molecular function: protein binding.